Molecule: messenger RNA, 2476 nt
Organism: Cyprinodon tularosa
Lineage: Eukaryota; Metazoa; Chordata; Actinopteri; Cyprinodontiformes; Cyprinodontidae
Gene: tfap2b
Product: transcription factor AP-2 beta
Exons: 7
Coding region: 407-1723 (438 amino acids)
Biological process (GO): regulation of transcription by RNA polymerase II; regulation of cell population proliferation; anatomical structure development
Cellular component (GO): nucleus
Molecular function (GO): DNA-binding transcription factor activity, RNA polymerase II-specific; RNA polymerase II transcription regulatory region sequence-specific DNA binding
Source: RefSeq, a predicted model, not a curated record
UGGGGAAUUCCUCACUUUCUCAAGCUACUCCUCUUUCCUGUCUCCUUUCGGCUCUCCACGGAAUUUCAACGUCACUCACGGCUGCGCGGACGGCUUCACGCUCCAUGUGUCGCCAGUCCCCUGCCACGACGCGCAUUAAUAUUCCUGUAAGUCUCAGUCAUGAAUAACAAUUACACCGUGCACCGGAGGUAGAGGCGGUAGCUCUGUGCUCACAGUCACUCAGAGCGGCGGCAGCUCCGGGCACAGGAGGGUUCUGCAUGGAGAUAUAGAGCAGGCCUGCCUGCAGACACACGGGGGCUUCUACUUACGCAUGGAAUGAGUUUUUUUGUCGGUUUGGACCGAACACGUACUAUUUUGUGCUGACAUUUGACUCUGAGCCUGCUCUGGCUACCAUCACACUUUACAGAUGUUAGUUCAUCCCUACUCCGCUGGGGACCGGCACGAUGGCGUUUCAAGUCACAGUUCGCGCUUAUCCCAGCUGGGCUCGGUGUCGCACGCCGGACCCUACUCCAGCGCGCCGCCGCUGUCUCAUGCGCCUUCCUCGGAAUUCCAGCCUCCAUAUUUCCCUCCGCCGUACCAGCCGCUCGCUCACUACCAAAGCCAGGACCCGUACUCCCAUGUAAGCGACCCGUACUCCCUGAACUCGCUCCAUCAAAGCCAGCAGGGCGCAUGGGGUGCGCGCCAGCGGCAGGACGCCGCCGGGGACAGGAUGGAGAGCUCAGCGCUGUUGGCUCAGCCCCGGGCCUCUCUGCCUCAGCUCAGCGGGUUGGACCCGCGGCGGGAUUACGGUGGAGUUCGGCGGCCUGACUUGCUGCUGCACUCAGCUCAUCCGGGACUGGAGCCCGGGAUAGGAGAUGGACUGCUGCACGGUCUUCACGGCAUGGAGGACGUUCAGACCAUUGAAGACGCCAACGGAACCAAUAUCCUGGAUCAAUCUGUAAUUAAGAAAGUCCCUAUGCCCCCCAAGAACAUGGGCUCUCUGAUGCUUGGCAAGGAAGGCCUGAUCGGAGGAGUCACCGUCAACAUUAAUGAGGUGUUCUGCUCGGUACCGGGCCGCCUGUCGCUGCUCAGCUCCACCUCCAAAUAUAAAGUGACCGUAGGGGAGGUGCAGAGGAGACUGUCCCCACCUGAGUGCCUCAACGCCUCUCUGCUCGGAGGUGUGCUGAGAAGAGCAAAGUCUAAAAACGGUGGCAAAUGCCUGAGGGAAAAACUGGAGAAGAUCGGAUUAAAUCUACCUGCUGGGAGACGUAAAGCGGCCAACGUCACGUUACUAACAUCUCUCGUAGAAGGUGAGGCGGUUCACCUGGCCCGUGACUUCGGCUACAUCUGCGAGACGGAGUUCCCCACGAAAGCUGUGAGCGAAUAUCUGAACCGGCAACACGCAGACCCCAACGAGCUGCACACGCGAAAAAACAUGCUGCUGGCAACAAAACAGCUGUGUAAGGAGUUCACGGACCUGCUGGCCCAGGACAGGACUCCCCUGGGCAACUCUAGGCCCACCCCUAUCCUAGAACCUGGCAUCCAGAGCUGCCUCUCCCACUUCUCCUUCAUCACACAUGGCUUUGGCUCGCCAGCCAUCUGCGCCGCUCUCACCGCCCUGCAGAACUACCUCACUGAGGCUCUCAAAGGACUUGACAAGAUGUUCCUCAACAACCCGCCCAACAACCGGCACGGGGACGCUGGCAGCAAGGCCGGCGACAAAGAGGAAAAGCAGCGAAAAUGAAGCAGGCGCAGAAGGGGGAGUGAUGAAGGAGAGGCAGGAGGAAGGCCGACACACUGACAGAAGCGUUACACAGUUUCUUCUAGCUUUUACAUCGCUGCUACCGCCCUGCCACACACAAGGCUGAGGUGGAUGACAGGAAAGGCAUGGUAUAGAGAGAACGGCAGAGGAAGACACCCAUGGGCCAGUGUUUGAACGCACAGAGGGAUUUUUCAUCUGUGUUACGUUUUUUCAUUCCCCUGAGGACAUGGUGGUUACUGUGUUCCAUCCAUUUUGCUCCCCCCGCCUGCAUCCUGAGAGACUGAGAUGCUGUGAGCAGCCAACAAAUGACAAUGUGUGUGUGAGUUUGCGAGGGAGCGUGUGCUUGUGUUUUUUGUCUUCACACAGAAAAAAAAAAAGCAUUGUGGGUUUGGAGAUUUUCGUUGUGCUGCAGCAUUCUGUGAAACAGGCCUGUCUGGUUAUUUAACAAGAGUACAAUGAGGGAUGACUUAAUUUAUGUGUGUAAAUAUUUAUUUAUAAUUAUUUAAAUUGUUGAAAUAGGUGCACCAUCUACUUUGGAGUAGACCUAUUUUAUAUGUGAUUUGACCAUUGUGAGCCAGUGGGGAGGGAGAAGGCAGGACUCGUUCAGUGUUUUUUUGUUCUUAUAGAGCUGUUGUCAUGGUGCUGAUGCUGAUGAUGAUGGGUAGAAAUGCUUCUAAUUGUCCAGUGAUUUCAUUUCUAUCACAUUGAUAAUAAACCAUGUGUUUCAUAAUGUGA